AUGAGGUUCUUCAUUGCCGCCGCUACGAUCGUAUCCGUUGCACUCGCUGCCCCAAAAGAUCCGUACCCAGCUCCUUGUGGUCGUUCUGAUCCCUCGGGUAUCUGUGCGACCAAGACAAGCUGCUACAAGCAAGGAGGCUUCUGGGUCCAGCGUGAUUGUACCUUUUACAAUGUCCUGGACAUCGGCUGCUGCUAUGACAUCCCGGGGAAGAAAGAGUAG
Messenger RNA from Parastagonospora nodorum SN15, 219 nucleotides. RefSeq lists its product as hypothetical. NCBI's taxonomy places the organism in Eukaryota, Fungi, Ascomycota, Dothideomycetes, Pleosporales, Phaeosphaeriaceae. The coding region runs from base 1 to 219 and encodes 72 amino acids. The transcript has 2 exons. The record is from RefSeq and is a predicted model, not a curated record.